GUUCUCUACGAGAAGACGCGGAUGGCGGUUCGGUGGAGGAAAGACUCGCGAAAAAAUAGCAAAUGGAUCAUGAACGACCCUUCCUUUUAUCACGUAUCUCCAUAUUCCGUUUGCUCUCGAACAUCAAUGAACGAUCGAUCGACCAUAGGCCGUAUUUAUUCGCGAUAGAAAACUCGUUACGCGAUCUAAUUCUCGUCGGUUGAUUUAUUUCAAGAUGGCGACAACUUAAGCCAAAACGAAGGAGGCGUUGCUUCGCAGUCGAUAUUCUUUAUCAUUAAGAGUCUGCUGAGAGUCCUUUCCGAUGAUACGGCAAGGCAUUUUAUAGUCGAAGUGAAAGGCGACGGUGAAAGGCAGAGAGAGAUAGAUAGAGAGAGAGAGAGAGAGAGAGAGAGAAAGAGAGAAGAUAGAACGACUGAGAAUGGCCAAGGCGAAUGACUGACUCUCUUUGUAUAUCGGUUGACUCCGAAGAAAAAGCAACGGAGACACAAUACGGCGCGGGAGAAAGAGAGAGAGAGAAAGAGAGAGACAAAAGGUGUGCCGGUAGGGCGGCGGUUUGUGCGCGCGCAUACGGUCAAACGGCUACCGCGAGAGAUUGUGUUCGUGUUGUGUGUACGUAUCAUAAGAACGGUGUGCGCGGUGUCGCGUGGCUCAGACCAACUUGGACCGUACAUUUGAGCGGGACUUGCUGUUCGACCACGUACUUACGACUUACCUGCGUACACAUACGAUCGCGUUUUCCUGCCAGCUGGAGAGUAAUUGGCCUAUCUAAAAUCAGGAAUUAAAGGAUUACUCUCUGCUUACUCUAACGUAUAAUAAAUUGCCCAGUGGCUAUCACCCGGCUUUUCAUUCGAUCAAAUUCGUUCGAUUACGUUUGAUUCGUCGGAAUAAAAGGGGAAGAAGGAAAGAUAGGAGAAACAAAACAGAGAGGAAAAAAUAAAAGAAACACGACGACAUGUGCGGAAUAUUCGCUUACCUUAAUUAUCUAACGCCGAAAAGUAGAAAGGAGAUUUUGGAGCUUCUCGUUGGUGGCUUGAAAAGAUUGGAAUACCGUGGAUAUGACUCUGCAGGCGUUGCCCUUGAUACAGCCGGAGGGAAAGAUAUUUCAAUCAUCAAAAAAACUGGAAAGGUCAAGGCACUGGAAGAGGAAAUCUUUCACCGUACCGAUGUUGAUUUUGAAUCUAAAACCGAUAGUCACGUUGGAAUUGCCCACACGCGUUGGGCUACUCACGGUGUACCAUCCGAAGUGAAUUCGCAUCCUCAACGAUCCGAUUUCGAGCAUAGCUUCGUCGUUGUUCACAAUGGUAUCGUGACGAAUUACAAAGAAGUAAAGACCUUGUUAGAGCAAAGGGGAUACGUUUUCGAGAGCGAGACCGAUACCGAAGUGAUCGCCAAAUUAAUUCAUCAUCUUUGGAUCAUUCAUCCGGGAUACUCUUUCCGUGAACUUGUAGAGCAAGUUGUACAACAAAUAGAAGGGGCAUUCGCAUUGUGUUUCAAGAGCAAACAUUUCCCAGGCGAGUGCGUAGCUACGAGAAGAGGCUCACCUCUUCUCGUUGGUAUCAAAACGAAAACAAGAUUGGCUACCGAUCACGUGCCCAUUUUAUAUGGCAAAGAUGACCCACAACUCGCGAGCAAAGAAGGUGACACGUCGUCUCAAGAUCAUCGUCCUCAUGGCCGUAAUGCCGAGCUUCCUGUGAUACCUCGAAGCGAGAGUACGUCCGAGUUUCAGCCUUUGGAAGACAAGGAGGUCGAAUAUUUUUUUGCAUCCGAUGCCAGUGCCGUGAUCGAGCACACCAAUCGCGUCAUCUUCCUCGAGGACGACGAUGUGGCUGCAGUGAAAGAAGGAGCUCUCAGUAUCCAUCGACUCCGUCGUUACCUGGAUGAUCCUCACGCGAGAGAGAUCACGACACUUAAAAUGGAGAUUCAACAGAUCAUGAAGGGUAACUACCAAUAUUUCAUGCAAAAGGAGAUAUUCGAACAGCCAGAAUCCGUGGUGAACACGAUGAGAGGUCGUUUGAAUUUCCAAGACAACUCUGUAACGCUAGGUGGCAUCAAGGACUACAUUCCCGAGAUAAAGAGAUGCAGACGAUUGAUGCUUAUCGGUUGUGGCACGAGUUAUCAUUCAGCCAUUGCUACGAGACAACUACUCGAAGAAUUAACCGAACUUCCUGUAAUGGUCGAAUUGGCCUCAGACUUUUUGGAUAGAAACACUCCAGUUUUUCGGGAUGACGUGUGCUUUUUUAUCUCUCAAUCGGGAGAAACCGCUGACACUUUGAUGGCAUUAAGAUAUUGCAAAGGUCGAGGAGCUUUGAUCGUCGGUAUCACGAAUACCGUUGGCAGUAGUAUUUGUCGAGAAUCGCAUUGCGGUGUACACAUUAAUGCUGGCCCUGAGAUCGGCGUGGCCAGUACAAAAGCAUACACUUCUCAGUUUAUUUCGUUGGUAAUGUUCGCAUUGGUCAUGAGCGAGGAUAGAAUUUCUCUCGGUGCGAGACGUCAGCAGAUUAUAGAGGGAUUGAAAAAUUUGGACAAGCUGAUUCGGGAGGUUUUGAAAUUGGACGACGAGGUGAAGGAGUUGGCAAAGUCCUUGUUCCAACAUAAGUCUCUCUUGAUCAUGGGUAGAGGAUACAACUUUGCAACGUGUAUGGAAGGUGCCUUGAAAGUGAAGGAAUUGACCUACAUGCACAGCGAAGGCAUCAUGGCGGGUGAAUUGAAGCACGGACCUUUGGCUCUGGUCGACGACUCGAUGCCCGUGAUCAUGAUCGUUAUGAGAGAUCCUGUAUACGUGAAAUGCAUGAACGCGCUACAACAAGUAACGGCGCGCGAAGGCAAACCCAUCGUCAUCUGCGAGGAAGGCGACAAGGAAACGAAAUCCUUUGCGUAUAAGGCACUCGAAAUACCAAAAACCGUCGAUUGCCUACAGGGUAUCCUUACUGUCAUUCCUAUGCAACUGUUGUCUUUCCACAUCGCCGUUCUACGUGGCUGCAACGUCGAUUGUCCACGUAAUUUGGCAAAAUCCGUUACCGUCGAGUAAAAGAUCGUUAAAUCCUUCGACGAGAGAGAGGGGGGGGGGCGGGAGAGAGAGAGAGAGAGAGAGAAGAGAUCGUGCGAGGAACUUGACUUUUUUAAUCUUUCAAGAGCACAGAGUAUAUAUCAUCGGCGAUAACGAUCAUUCCGAUCGUUUGUUCGUAUUAUAAGACUCGUUGUACGAUUAUAAAAUAGGACCAUGUCGUCGUUUAUAAGGACAACAAGUUUUUCAUGAUUCUUUUCCUCUCAAGGACCAACAGGGCUGUGCAUUUAAUCGACGCGUCGAGUUCGAAAGUAAUUUUUCAAAUAAUGGCGAAUCGAACGGAUAUCGUACGAUUCGCGUAUAAUGCAAUAUGAGAAUAUAAUAAGUACGCAAUACUUUCGAGCGUCCGACGAUACGACCAGGAUUUUGAAUAUUUCGUAAUAAGUACGCGGACGAACCAUAGCUGUGGGAUCGCAUAAGUUUCUAGAGAAAGAUAAACAUUCUUUUACAUUUCCAUUCGUACGAAGGAAUAAUUUCAAAGGCAUUUACGGAAAUAAGAAGACUGUAAUACCCAUAAAUCGUUAUUCUUCGUUUCGUACGACAAUGUGAUAUUAUCGAUUAGAACGUGUUUCAUGAGACUGCGAAAACGAUUUUUACACUCAAGGCGGAUAGGUACGAAAUCCUUGUAAACCUUGUCUUUUUAUGUCGUAUUGAAAAUGAUUUUGCGUAGGAGCGCAAUAGUUUACUCGAAGUCUUAGCCAAAUCGUCCGUACGAUUAGAAUCGGUCAUUGAAAUAUCGCGUGUCAUCCCAAUUAAUCGAAACUUUGAUGAACGCUAACUCAUCGCGUUUGAGUGGGCAAAUUAGAGUAAGAGUUUUUAAGUAAUUAUAUAGAUAAGUCAUUAAUAAACACGAGCGUAGACGUAGAACGUCAUUUUAUACCGAAAACAAAUUUUCACGAAUAUAAGACGGAUAGCUCUUGUCGAUUUUAAUCCCCUAGUAAAAAAUAAUCACGGACCACUGCGAUCGACGACUUUGACUACUUUGUACGUAGACAAAAAUUUAACGCUGUACGAGUUUAUUCUAUUUUAAGCGACUCUCCCGUUCGUCAAGACAGAAUAUAUUAUUCCGAAAUAUAUUUUCGAGAAAUCUCUCGUACCAGAAAAUAUGAUUUUUAGAAAGAGAGAUAUCCAUAUGUGCACGAUCGAUAUUACCAUUACACGCAUAAACAUAUUUUAUCUCUGUUAUUCAAUGUACUUGCGGAGUUUGUAAUCACCCACCUUUGAUUUAAAAUCAUUAGAAUCGUUCAAACUUGCGAAUAAAAACUUGCAUGCUAUGAGAAACUAAAAAGAAACACGCGUUUGUCGAUAUUUCGCGAAAGGGAAGCUUGUUACUUCAAAUGCGAGCCGUAUGAUCACGAUGAGAGAGAGAGAGAGAGAGAGAGAAUGGGAGGGAGGGAUGUAUAGGUGGUCAAUAAAAAUUAUUAUGGUCAUAAAGUUAA
Messenger RNA from Vespula pensylvanica (western yellowjacket), 4503 nucleotides. Its product is annotated as glutamine--fructose-6-phosphate aminotransferase [isomerizing] 2-like. The transcript has 14 exons. The record is from RefSeq and is a predicted model, not a curated record. Bases 953 to 3028 code for a protein of 691 amino acids. Gene Ontology annotation, molecular function: carbohydrate derivative binding; L-glutamine:D-fructose-6-phosphate transaminase (isomerizing) activity. Gene Ontology annotation, biological process: protein N-linked glycosylation; UDP-N-acetylglucosamine metabolic process; fructose 6-phosphate metabolic process. Lineage: Eukaryota; Metazoa; Arthropoda; Insecta; Hymenoptera; Vespidae.